AUGGAGAUUCCAGCUACCACAGAAGACUACUAUACAAUCACAGAAUUUGACUAUGAGCAGUUCACCCCUUGCCAAAAGGCUUCUAUAAGAGCCUUUGGGGCUGGAUUUCUACUCCCUCUGUAUUCCCUGGUGUUCAUCAUUGGCAUGAUAGGCAAUAUCUUGGUGAUUCUGGUUCUCACGCAGUACAGGAGACUUCGAAGCAUGACCAGCAUCUACCUAUUCAACCUGGCCAUCUCUGAUCUGAUCUUCCUUUCCACUUUGCCUUUCUGGAUUGACUACACGUUAAAAGACAACUGGGUUUUUGGUGAUGCCAUGUGUAAACUCCUCUCUGGGUUUUAUUACCUGGGCCUAUACAGUGAGAUCUUCUUUAUCAUCCUGCUGACGAUUGACAGGUACCUGGCCAUUGUCCAUGCAGUGUUCGCUCUGCGAGCCCGGACUGUCACUUUUGGCAUUACCACAAGUAUCAUCACCUGGGCCCUAGCCAUCUUGGCCUCCAUCCCUGGCUUAUACUUUUUCAAAGCCCAGUGGGAGUUCACUCACCAUACCUGUAGCCCUCAUUACCCCUUCGAGAGCCUGAAACAGUGGAAGCAAUUUCAGGCUCUGAAGCUGAACCUCCUUGGAUUAAUUUUGCCUCUGUUAGUCAUGAUCAUCUGCUACACAGGAAUCAUCAGAAUUCUGCUCAGACGACCCAGUGAGAAGAAAGUCAAAGCCGUGCGUCUGAUAUUUGCCAUCACACUUCUCUUCUUCCUCCUCUGGACGCCCUAUAAUCUGACUGUCUUUGUUUCUGCUUUCCAAGAUGUUCUAUUCACCAAUCAGUGUGAGCAGAGCAAACAGCUGGACCUGGCCAUACAGGUGACAGAGGUGAUUGCCUACACCCACUGCUGCAUCAACCCAGUCAUUUAUGUCUUUGUGGGUGAACGGUUCCGGAAGUACCUCCGGCAGCUGUUUCAAAGGCUUGUGGUUGGACCCCUGGCAAAAUGGUUGCCCUCCCGUUUUGUGGACAAACCAGAAAGGGCCAGUUCUAUGUCUCCAUCCACAGGGGAGCAUGAGCUCUCUGCUGGCUUAUGAUUCCGACUCCUGGGUGUCAACCAAAGUCUAGGAGAGAGUGAGGAGAUAGUACAUGACUCCCCACGACAGAUACUGGCAGCUGUCACAAUGAGGGUUCACAAUUUUAUAGGGUCAGACGGAACUUAUAGGUGGUUCCGGUAUAAAUCAUUUCUUUAAC
Messenger RNA from Microtus ochrogaster (prairie vole), 1225 nucleotides. Its product is annotated as C-C chemokine receptor type 1. The record is from RefSeq and is a predicted model, not a curated record. Gene Ontology annotation, biological process: cell chemotaxis; calcium-mediated signaling; G protein-coupled receptor signaling pathway. NCBI's taxonomy places the organism in Eukaryota, Metazoa, Chordata, Mammalia, Rodentia, Cricetidae. Gene Ontology annotation, cellular component: cytoplasm; membrane; external side of plasma membrane. Gene Ontology annotation, molecular function: chemokine (C-C motif) ligand 5 binding; chemokine (C-C motif) ligand 7 binding; C-C chemokine receptor activity.